AAUUAAGAUUAUAACCAUAUAAUUUACGUAAUUCAGCAAGUAACCAAAAACUCUAACUAAUUACAAGUCUAUUCCUGUAUUAUUUCCCUAUUUUCCAAUUUGCCAUGACUCAUCAUCUUCUUCGUUUUGUUGAUCAGAUAUUGAUCUAAAGGUAAUAUUCCAUAUGUUCUAAAGGUAAUGGAUUGUGAAUCAGAUAUUGAUCUAAAGUGGUCGUGUGUCAAUUGCGGCCGCAAUAAUGGUGAUGGUGGUAGAGAUGACAGCGUAAUGGUUGUUUCUAUGGUGGUGACGAUUGCAGUGGUGAUGGUGAUGAUGGUAUGACAUUUGUGGAAAUAAUGGUGGAUGCGAUGAUGACGACGGUUGCAAGGGUAAUGGUUGUAAUAGCAUAGAAGAGAUGGUGAUUGUGUAGAUAAGGGUACUUUAGUAUAUAUUAUAGUUUAUAUACAAAAUAUCAUCUCUGUUUUUUUUGUUGGUUAGUUUCUUAAUUAUAGUUAUUUUGUUAAUCAAUUUUGCAAAUUUCCCUAUUUAUUUUGUUGUAAAGUAAAUGGAGUCCUUUCACAAUUGUUUCAAAGGAUUUGGGCCAAAAGAGUUCCUAAAUUUUUUAAAACCUUCUUGAGAAAAGUUUUGUGGUAAAUUUGGAAAUUUG
Arabidopsis thaliana (thale cress) is the source of this 643-nucleotide messenger RNA. RefSeq lists its product as uncharacterized. The record is from RefSeq and is marked reviewed. Lineage: Eukaryota; Viridiplantae; Streptophyta; Magnoliopsida; Brassicales; Brassicaceae. The coding region runs from base 178 to 318 and encodes 46 amino acids. The transcript has 2 exons.